Thermochaetoides thermophila DSM 1495 is the source of this 3909-nucleotide messenger RNA. Lineage: Eukaryota; Fungi; Ascomycota; Sordariomycetes; Sordariales; Chaetomiaceae. The record is from the annotation of a RefSeq genome assembly.
AUGGCCGUGCCACAACGCAUCCCUUGGGAGGUCACCAUAACUCCUCACCCGGGCUCUUCCCCACAAGAUAUUCUCAAUGAGCCCGACUGGAUCCAACUCCGCGCACACGCGAUCGGCUUCAAGAACCACGAGGGCCGUCGUCCGGGGUUAACUGAGCCGGAGGUCGACCGCGAGCUCAGCGAGGCAGAGAUCGCCGAGGCCCGACGUAAACGCGAGGAGAUCAGGCAGCGAGUGUCAGCUGGGGACUUGGUCAAUUUUCGGGACUUGAUUGAGCACCAGACCUCCUUUCACCUGCGACAUCCAGGCGAUCGGUCGUUGGGUUGGAGGUAUGUUCUCGAGACGACGGAGGAUUGGGUCAAGUAUGGACAGAGGUGGCCAGUCAAUGUGGAAAGGGAGGAGAAGGAGCGGAAGCAGGAAGGGAAGAAGAAAGGGAACGCAGGCGAGAAGGACGGACAGGUAAAAGACGAAAGAGAGCCUGCAUCGGAGGAUGGAAAGGCGAAAGAGCAGAAUCUCAGCCCUCAACAGCGCGCCCUCCUCUGCGAGAUUGAAUCGGAAUCCAACCUUCUUACCACCUUGAAGCAAAACUCAGGCCAUCGUGUAUGCCCACAAACCCAGAACCGUUCAACAAUCAGUAUCGAUGCGCAGGACCAAUUUACUCCUGACAACUGGCUUCCACGCAGCAGCGCUCUCAUACGUCUGACUGGAAACCAUCCCUUCAACGCUGAACCCUCGCUUUCUGAUCUCUUCGCUGGCGGCUUGAUCACCCCAAAUGAGUUACACUUCGUUAGAAAUCACGGAGCAGUGCCUCGGUUGCUCUGGGAAUUGCACCAUCUGGAAAUAUCUGGUUUCGAGAGCUCCAAUGCAGGAGGUAACGAAAGGAAGUGUUUGCUCGUGUCGCUGAGCAUGCAUGACCUCAAAACCCGCUUCUCCUCUCGCAUGAUCAACAUCCCUGUCGCGAUGGCAUGCACAGGCAACCGCAGGAAGGAGAUGAACCUCUUGCGUAAGACAAAAGGUGCCAACAAUGGUGCUGGAUCGGUUGGCUGUGCCUACUGGAAAGGACCGCUAGUGCGAGACGUACUGUUAGACGCCGGCGUUGUCCCAUCAACCGGGCAAAUGGACGAUGGGAGAGGAAGAAGGCUCUACGUCAAUUUUGCUGGCGCUGACAACCCCAGCGGAGGGCCAUACGAAACCUCUUUGCCCCUGGAAUACGUAAUGAACCCAGCCAACGACGUUCUUCUCGCUCUGUACAUGAAUGAUCUUCCCCUGCCCCCGGAUCAUGGUUAUCCUGUUCGCCUUGUCGUACCCGGACAUGUGGGCGGUAGAAGCGUGAAGUGGUUGAAGAGGAUUUGGAUCACAGAUCAUGAAAACCAAAGCUACUACCAUAUUUGGGACAACCGACUGCUCCCAGAAUUUAUACGUGACACUGGAAGCGAGAUUGCUAAAGCACUGUUUCACCAUCCUAGCUCGGCGAUUUAUGAGCAACCUGUUAACGCUGUGGUGUGUCGUCCAGGGCAAGGCGAGAAGAUACCGUUGAAUAAAGCAAAGGCAGGGGAGAUGUAUCACAUCCAGGGCUUUGCCUAUGCGGGAGCCGGCCUAGAGGUUCAAAGAGUCGAAGUGUCCAUCGAUGGCGGAAAGAAAUGGCUGUGGGCAAAGAGAAAGUUUCCCGACUUCCCCAUCAGACAUGGCAAUAAGUUCUGGGCAUGGGUUUUUUGGGAUGUCGAGGUUGAGCUUGCGAAGCUGGUACGAGCACCCAACGUUAUCGUGCGAUGCUGGGAUGCGACAAAAAACAGGCAACCUCCGGACUUCGAGUGGAAUGUGCUGGGCAUGAUGAAUAAUUCGUGGUAUACCGUGAAGACAGACCUGAUUACAGAGCAGCGGGGUGAUGGUGUAGCCAUCAUGUUCCGUCAUCCCACUGAGGCUGCAUCUUUGAGCGGUGGAUGGAUGCAGCCAUCCCAGGAGCUUCUUUUGGCGCAGACCAAACAAGAGGGCGGGAUCCCAGAAAAGCAGUUUACUCGAGAGGAAAUUGAGAAGCACGACAAACCUGACGCCUGCUGGAUGGUUAUCAACAACAAGGUUUAUGAUGUAACAAGCGUCCUUGAAUGGCAUCCCGGUGGGAAGGCGUCCAUUAUGACACAUGCCGGAAAAUAAUGCCUGCUCGGUUCUGUAACCGAAAAGACAGCGAAGUACAUCCAGCAAACUGCUGAGGUCAUUGCCAAAGAACGAGCCACAAGGGCUGAAAAAAGAGGGAAGGGAGGUCAUUUAGCCCUCGAACUGCAGCGAUGGCUGCCAGUCAGGCUGGUUGACCGACGAUCUGUCUCUAGAGAUACGCGGACGUACACCUUUGAGCUGCCAGAAGGCAAGUCAAGCCUUGGAGUCGAGACUUGCCAGCACAUUCAAGUAGGCUUCCACUUGCAAGACAAGAUGGUUGUCCGAUCCUACACCCCUACUCGACCAGUAAUCCCUUCCCCUCCAGGUGUUCGCGAGACAAGUCAACGAACUGUGAAAAGCUGCGAUAAGGGAUCGCAGGCCAAGGGUCCACCUACUCCUCCCGAGUCACCCACUUCGACUGGCCAUUCCUUCUCAUCGACGGCUUCAACGAGCAACAGACCUGAAUCACAUGCUGGCCAGACCAAUCCUGCGCCCACAAAUGAGAAUCGCACCUUCGACUUGACCAUCAAAACUUACUUCCCCACACCUUCCCAGCCCGGAGGAGCCCUCUCCAACCUUCUCGACUGCAUGCCCCUGGGUGAGGAAGUCGAGAUCAGGGGUCCAACCGGUGACGUCAUCUACGAGGGCCACUCGACAUUCCUUAUUCGCGGUGCCAAUCCACACGACCCGCACUCUGCCGAGCGCAGACUGCGCUUCCCUCGUGUGUCGCUUGUCCUUGGCGGAUCGGGAAUCACCCCUGGGUAUGCACUCAUGGCUCGGGUCAUGAGCGAGAUCCAAGCUGGAGAAGAGGCACCAGAAGUGAGGGCCGUGGAUGCCAAUAAAACCGAAGGUGAUAUUUUGCUACGGGAGGAGCUGGAAAGCAUCUUUGCUGUCGUCAACGCUUCACCUAUUGCUCCUCUCCCUGAUGGCGAGUAUGGUGGCUGCAAUGGCAAGCACGCCUUAGAAGGACACCACUGCCACAACCACCUACAAGAGGACAAGAUCCCUGAAUCAUGCCAUAACAUUGCCUCGCACAUCACUCCCCAUUUGCCACCGAAUCCGACCUACCCUCCUCACCUUGAGUCCCUCGGCAGAAAGUUAGGCUGGGUCUCCGAUGAUUGCCGUGACGUCAAGUUUGACAACCGGAAUCACAAGCACCACAUCAAGGAGUCUGACAAGACCCUGUUCUAUGUAUGGCGCGAUGCUUGGCUCGACACCAUCAAGCAAGACCUGCGCCAAGUCUUUGCUGCCUGCCACGACGUCCCUUCGGUCAUUGAGCCCCUUCUUAAGGACAAGUGCUACCACAACAUUGUGACUGAUCUCGAGCUUCAUGAUGGUGGUAGUUAUCAGCACGAAAGCUGCUCCUCUCACUCAUGCAGCCAUGACAAUCAAUAUGAGCAUGGUCAUGAUGAUGGUCACUACGAUGGUGGUCACCACGAUAAUGGCUACGACGAUGGAUAUGGCCUCAAGUACCAGUCCAACUGCGUCAAGGAAUGCCAAGGCGACUCCCAUUGCGAGGAGAAGUGCCACAUCGAGGAAAAGGAGAAGUGUGUUGGCGACCAUUGCGACAAGAAAUGUGAAGGUGAUCACUGUGAUGACGACUGCAAUGACGAUGACUGCAACGAUGACAAGCACAAGAAGAAGAAGGAUGGGAAGAAGGGAAAGAACCCGCUAUUUGGUGCUGCUGGGGGCUCGCCUGUUCCUAAUGCCGUCAAUGCCGGUCUGGCUCUGCUUGCAAUUGCUUUCUACUACCUGCACUAA